Molecule: messenger RNA, 2702 nt
Organism: Oncorhynchus keta (chum salmon)
Lineage: Eukaryota; Metazoa; Chordata; Actinopteri; Salmoniformes; Salmonidae
Gene: foxi3a
Product: forkhead box I3a
Exons: 2
Coding region: 191-1333 (380 amino acids)
Biological process (GO): cell differentiation; anatomical structure morphogenesis; regulation of transcription by RNA polymerase II
Molecular function (GO): DNA-binding transcription factor activity, RNA polymerase II-specific; RNA polymerase II cis-regulatory region sequence-specific DNA binding
Source: RefSeq, a predicted model, not a curated record
CAGGUGUCAGGUUGUGAUGCACCUGCACUGGACACUAAAUACAGAGUGAAAGGAAAAUACCUCUCAGCUGGAAACAGAGGAACAAAUAAUACUGAAGAAAAGCGAGAUCCAGAUUUUUUUUUUUUUACCAGAGCCAUUUAUUAGACUGAAGAGACCAGCUGCCAAUCCAAGGAUCAGUCUGUGGGUGAGCAUGAUGUCGUUUGUGCCACAGGGCCUCUCCCCACCUCCUUGUGGAACCCAGUACCCUAGCCUCGAACAGGAGCCUCCAGAGUUCAGCCUGUACAGCAACAACUUCUACAGCACUCCAACCCUGCCUAGCCCGCAGCAGGCCACCCCUACUUCCUACGACCUGGGAGACUACACCAGCCCUCCUUCCAACCCUUACUUGUGGUUCAACGGCCCAGAGCUCAACAGUGUUCCCUACCUAGGUGGGUCCACAGGGCCAGUCUGUGGGCCCUAUGUGCCCCAACUCUACAACAUGCAGAGGCCCUAUCUGGGUGCUGGCGUGCCGAGGGGUGGUGUAGGGGACCUGAGCUGGUUCUCCAUGCCCUCUCAGGAGGAGCUGAUGAAGCUAGCCAGGCCACCCUACUCCUACUCUGCCCUUAUUGCCAUGGCGAUCCACGGGGGCCAAGACAGACGGCUCACCCUGAGCCAGAUCUACCAAUAUGUUGCAGACAACUUCCCCUUCUACAACAAGAGCAAGGCCGGGUGGCAGAACUCUAUCCGCCACAACCUCUCCCUCAACGACUGCUUCAAGAAGGUGCCCCGAGAUGAGGAUGAUCCAGGCAAGGGUAACUACUGGACCCUGGAUCCCAACUGUGAGAAGAUGUUUGACAACGGCAAUUUCCGUCGCAAGAGGAAGAGGAAGUCGGACUCCCUGCCUGGUGAGGGGGGCUCCUCAGGUUCUGAGUCGUUAGAGUCCAGCCCCAAACACCACAACAACAUGAAUGACGUUUCCAGCUCCUCCGAGCGCGGCCCCUCCCCCAUCUCCUCAGCCCCCUCCCUCUGCCUGAACAGCUUCCUGUCUCAGAUGGCUGAAGUGGGGACAGUAUCAAACACAGUAGUGUCAGAUACCCUCCACAGACCCAGCCUGGCUACAGAGCUGUCCCAACGGGUCUCUCCGGCCCAGGGAUACGGCUCCUACUCCCCCAAUGCUCCGAUGCCUCAGUGGGAGGUCUGUAUGUCCCAUCCACAGCAGCCUACCAUUUCCUCCUCUCCUCCCCUCUACCCUGCGGGCUACAGUGACUCUGUCCUCACCCAGCUCAGCAGCCAACUAUACCCAGCCCUGGACUCUGCCUCAAUGCUUUACCCACGGGAAGGCACAGAGGUGUAAAGCACAACUGAUACAUCUACUGGGUCGUUCCACCAAUUAGGUGCCUUCGAGUACUUUAAUUUGCCGAUUUAAUAACAAAAAAAUGCACCUACUUUUAACAUUCUGUCAUAAAGAGCACUGGUUCAACUUAAUAAAAAAACACCCUUUCCCAUCUCAAGAAGUUAACUAACAACAAUACUAUAGUAAGUAAGUGCCUGUUAAGUGGGGAGGCAGGGUAGCCUAGUGGUUAGAGUGUUGGACUAGUAACCAAAAGGUUGCAAGUUCAAAUCCCUGAGCUGACAAGGUACAAAUCUGUCGUUCUGCCCCUGAACAAGGCAGUUAACCCACUUGUUCCUAGGCCGUCAUUGAAAAUAAGAAUUUGUUCUUAACUGACUUGCCUAGUUAAAUAAAGGUUAAAAAAAAGUUUAAAUAAAAAAAAAAUAAGUGCCAAGUAACAGGUUUGACCAUCUUAAAUGGGCCAUAAAUCCCCUUGUGACAGGGGGAAUGGAAGUAAGUGUGUUGUGUGCAACAGGGAGGGGCAAUUGAAAGCAAAUUUGUAUCUAUUGAUAAAAAAAGAUUUCUAGCCUGGGUUGACGUAUUUUGCUCGACCCGCUUAGUUUUCCACCACAAAACAAAUUGUAGCGCCAGUUCACCUGCUUUUACGCUAUGAUUUGACUAUUAAAUGUUCAAUGUGUCUUUUGAAAAAAUAUAUUUUAAAAGUAAUAGCUUCACCAUAUUUAAAAUGUAAUUUCAGUUCACAUAACAGGAUUGACCUUAAAAUAAAUCACUAAUAACAUUAAAUAAAUAAUCAUCUUUAGAAAUGACUUUGCCAAAGUAACAUAAUAAACCUGGAGAAAUGUUGGGGGUUAAGUGGGUUAAAAUCUUCCUGGAUGUCACAGAGGGACAUGUCAAAAUGCUGAAGUUUGGCACUUUAGCAAAUCUUUAUCCGUAUUAUAAUUCAGAUGUAUUGAAUUUCCCAUUUAAUAUAACAGGCUUUUAAAUAUUUGCGCACAAUUUCUACUUAAAGUAUUUUUAAAAAGGCAAUCAUUUUGUGGAACAACCCGUACUGUGUAUUGUAGACUGUAGGGCAGCUUGUCUUCGACAAACUCACUGGAAUGUCUUCCCCAGCAGAGAAUGAAAGUGCACUGAACUCAUACUGAACAGUGGGUGAUUUACAAUGGGGUUUUUCUCUCUCUUAAUUGAUUGUACAUAUGUAUAUUGUUUGCGGUUCCGUGUAUUGUCUUCAUAAUAUCAACUGAACUAUCUGUCAAAUGAUUAUUGAGGGAUUCUUGACUUUAGUAAAAACGUGUGGGUUGUGUAUGAGCUGUACAUAAAUGUCAUGUCCUCGUGCUUUUUCAUAUUGGUCAAAUAAAAAACAGCAUAAACAAGA